Ceraceosorus guamensis is the source of this 1322-nucleotide messenger RNA. RefSeq lists its product as hypothetical. The record is from RefSeq and is a predicted model, not a curated record. Bases 304 to 1203 code for a protein of 299 amino acids. NCBI's taxonomy places the organism in Eukaryota, Fungi, Basidiomycota, Exobasidiomycetes, Ceraceosorales, Ceraceosoraceae. The transcript has 2 exons.
AUUAUUGGCAUCGGUACAGUUCAUAAGGUCAGGUUCUCUGUGUUGCUUCGGACGGAAGCCCGACUAGACUGAAUCGCCACCCGUUAAGAUGUCGCAGCUGGCAUACGCUCUCGUGGCGCGGCUCCAGCCCAUCACCUACGGCGCUGAUCAAACUUCCUUAUGAAACCGGUGACCAGCCAUUGGUCUUUAGUUCGUUCCUCCACAUCCACAGCCUGCGCAGGUCACCUCGUCUUCGCUUUUACCAUCGGGGAAAAUCGUCUCUCUAAGCGUCUCCGCUUCUGAGUCCUGCCACCACACUCCGUGAUGCUCUGGCGUCGCGAGGCCAACGCUAGCGCCUUCACGCUUUGUGCGGCCGCGCUGAGCUUGCUUGUCGAGUGUACAGCGAACUCAAUGGGUAGCGCACAUGCUACACAUCUCGCGAGGUCAGAAACAUACGCACUGCGAAAGCGGGGCAUGCCAGGAUGGCGUCCAAACUCUUUGCCGUUCAGCCAUCAGCCAUUCGGCCAUGUUCAAGGCUCGAAUCCCUCAGCUCUGCGAGAAGAGGCCGGGCAUCUGGCAUCAUUUGAAGCUCCUCCCUCGAAUUUUGUACAGCGUCUCCACAGUACCUCGACCACCGAUCCACAUGGACAUGCAACAGCUAGACAUUUGGUCGAACUUGCACGGACGAGACACAACCCAUUUCGAGCGAUGUUAGACCUUCCAGCAUCUGUGCACUUGCCAAAUGAUGCUCCGCAUCUUCAAGAGCACAAUUUUCUGCCUCCUCAAGGAAGCCAACCUUCGCGUCCUCAAGCGGAAAUACCUCUGCGCCAUCAAGAAGGCAAAUCUUCACAUCCUCAAGAGGGCCUCCCUCCGCGCCCCCAGAAGAGACUGAAAACUACCGUUGGCUCAAGCUCUAUGCCGUUGCGAAAGGGACAGCACGAUGAGAACAAUGUAACUGAUGAAAAUGGCUUAGAAAUAAACUGGCGCGGGCGCGACCCGAAGGAUGCGUGGAACAAAGACAUUCGGACAGCUCUGGAGUGGCACCGAGACACUCAUAUGCCUGACAUGCGGGCCUUCACUGUUUACAGGUCUUGGAAAGAAGGGCGCGCAAAGGAGCCCCUUCCUCACUUUCAAGGGUUAGCGCCGACAGAAAUCGCAUUCGCAUUCCAGCGGAUGGAACGACCAGUCGUGGUCAAAAGCUUGAACCGAAAGGAUACCACUUGAUAUAUGGCGAGCCUGGCGAGCUCGCCGCACUGCCUGGAAGUCACGGCUCCAUGAUUCAGUCGCGGCUGCAGGAUCCGACUUCUGGGGGCUUGGGCCAGUACAGUACCGGAGCUUCUUCU